Helicoverpa zea (corn earworm) is the source of this 1472-nucleotide messenger RNA. RefSeq lists its product as uncharacterized. The record is from RefSeq and is a predicted model, not a curated record. NCBI's taxonomy places the organism in Eukaryota, Metazoa, Arthropoda, Insecta, Lepidoptera, Noctuidae. Gene Ontology annotation, cellular component: nucleus. The transcript is spliced from 5 exons. The coding region runs from base 504 to 1466 and encodes 320 amino acids.
UUGGAGCUCUUAAUGGACAUGCAAAUUUUUAGCUCUGAUUUAAGGGAAUAGUCGUAAAAUUUUCUCAUUAGGUUAUCAAAUUAGGUGAUGACGUUUUUAUUACAUUUUCUGUUGAAAAUGUUUCGAGAAGUUUUAAUUUAAUUAGAUUAAGGGCUGAUUUUUCAAGAGCCAGAUAAAACGUCAAGUAGCUAACUGAUCAAUAACUUUAUCUGAUUCUUUAACGAACCAAUAAAGAGUUUCAAUUUUUCAAAGCAUAGUUACCAGUCAGUUUACUACCUGACCUUUUUUUGUGACUAGCUUCACACUACAUCUGUGUGAGCGAGACGCGCUUAUGAACAUUUACAGAUCUAAGAAAGAGACAAACAAUUUUCAACUUAAUGACAGCGGUUGUCACAUUUUAGAGGGAAUCAUAACAUAACCUUAAACUUUGACGACUCGUCUUCGUGUUAAUAUUUAUUUUCCGUUCGAAUUUAUUGUUUGCUGUUUGUGUGUUGUGUGUAAUCAUGGAAAAUAUCGUAAAACGUGAACGUUCCACGAAUUUUAACAAAAGCGAAAUAAGAUUAUUGACUGAAUUGGUGGCAAAACACCGUACUAUAAUUGAAAAUAAGCAGACAGACGCCGUAACCAAUAAAGAAAAGGAAGCAGCGUGGAUAAAAAUCAGUUCAUUAUUUAAUGCGGCUACGGGAUUUACAGCGAGGAGUACCAAGAGCCUGAAGCUUAAAUAUGAAGGCAUAAAAAAGGAAACCAAAAAAACAUUGGCCAAACAUCGGCAAGAGCUGUACAAAACUGGUGGCGGGCCCUCUUCAGCCCCAGAGGUUACAGAUAUACAGGAGAGGGUUAUCGCGAUAUGUUCGAAUAUCAAUGGGCUGGAUGCUCGAAAUGACAGCGACAAAAUUCCAGAACCUUUAGAACUGGAAGAGACUGCUAAAGUUGACCCGCUAUCGUUGCCACUGCAAUCAUUAGAAAAUAAUUUAGUAAUUGUACCAUGUGAUGACGAUAUUCCGUGUACUUUAGAUCAAGAAGAGUUUUGCCCGCAACAGGAUUUAAAGGAGAAAGUUAACAGUGAAAUUGGAAAUGACAAGGCCUUUGAUGACUUUCAAUCUAUAGAGAUACAGGAUAUGGAAGUGGAUCAAACUGAAAAAGAGAAUAAGUGGUCUUCAUGGAAGCCAAAGGCUUUAAAAACUAAGAUUAGUCCAUACUUGAAAAGUAAUCAAAAAAUUACUAAAGUUGGAGUGACUGCAAAACUGGACCAUUUAACUGAAUCUCGCUUAGAGCUAGUGAAGCUCCAGAAGGAAAUUGCCAUAAAAGAGCAUGAGUUUGUCAAACAGGCACACUUAUUAAAAAUGCAGAACCUGCAUAAUGAUGAAAGAAGGAAGCAGGAAAUGCAUGAAGUACUAUUAAGUAAGCUCCGUACUGGUGUAAAUUAUGGAACAAGUCCUUUAGAAAUAAUAAAUAAAGAUUUAUAAAAUGUU